Messenger RNA from Cimex lectularius (bed bug), 1094 nucleotides. Its product is annotated as retinol dehydrogenase 14-like. NCBI's taxonomy places the organism in Eukaryota, Metazoa, Arthropoda, Insecta, Hemiptera, Cimicidae. The coding region runs from base 124 to 1050 and encodes 308 amino acids. The transcript has 5 exons. The record is from RefSeq and is a predicted model, not a curated record.
UUCAAAGACCGUGGAUGAGAAGGAGCGGAGUUGUCGGCCGGUUGUCGACCCGAAGAGGUCAACGUCCGACAAGGAGCUCAACACGACACCGAUUUUCGCAAAAGUGAAGGAAUUCUUUAGAAAAUGGGUGCCAGGGGGACGAAAUUGGCCAGCAGUGCACGUCUCGAUGGGAAGACGGCCGUCGUCACCGGAAGCAGUGCCGGCAUCGGCAAAGUCACCGCCAAAGAGCUUUUUCGUCUGGGUGCAAGAGUGAUUAUGGCAUGCAGAGAUGUGAAGAAAGCCGAAGAGGUUGCAGAAAGCAUCAAGACUGAACUGUCGGACGAAAGCAACCUUGGCGAACUGGUCGUCAAGCAGCUGAAUCUGGGAUCCCUUGCUUCUGUGAAAAACUGCGCCGAUGACUUGAAGAAUACAGAAACUAGUAUAAACCUGCUCAUCAACAACGCAGGAGUCAUGGCGUGCCCGCUAAGCAAGACCGAAGACAACUUUGAAAUGCAAUUUGGAGUCAAUCAUCUCGGCCAUUUUGUAUUUACAAAUAUUUUACUUCCCAAGAUCAUCGCCUCUGCACCGUCGAGGAUUAUUAACUUAUCUUCUUCAGCACAUGAAUAUGGCGAAUUGGUUUGGGAUGAUAUAAACUUUGAAAGAAGGACUUAUCGCCCAAUUAAAGCAUAUGCACAAAGCAAAUUGGCAAACGUCCUAUUUUCCAUUGAACUUGCAAGGCAGUUAAAAGAUAAAGGUGUCACUGUAUAUUCUGUUCAUCCGGGGGUUGUAAAAACAGAAUUAGGACGCCAUUUUGACGAUACCUAUUUUUGGGGUGCUAGGAAGAUCAUCAAUACGUUGUUUUACCCAUUCUACAAGACAGCAGAGGAAGGCGCCAUGACGACGUUGUAUUGCGCUUUGAAAGAGGAUGUCGACAACUCUGGGGCUUAUUUCUCGAACUGCAAGAUGACAAAAACUUUUGAUGACGAAAAAUAUGCGAACGAUGCGAAAACAUUAUGGGACAAAAGCGUUGACAUGACUAAAAAAUUCUUGGAUAUUUCAUAUACUAACUAAAAUAUUAUUUAUAUGUAUUAUUAAAAAUCUCAUCUUAUUUUUAA